AUGGCAGACGUGUGCACGUUUUACUCCAAGAUCGGAGCGUGUCGGCAUGGCGACAAGUGCUCCCGGCGGCAUAUACAUCCACGUAGGUCAGAUACUAUACUCAUAUUCAAUUUAUAUCGUAAUCCCAAAGGUUCUUCACAACAAAUUCAACAGCGAUUCGACCAGUUUUACCAAGAUGUGUUUGUAUAUAUUGCCCGCAUUGGUGAAAUUGAUGCUAUGGUUGUGUGUGAAAACGAUAACGACCACUUGAAUGGCAAUGUUUAUGUCAAGUUUAUGAACGAUACUGUUGCCGAAACCGUCAUGAAUGCACUCAAUGAAGAGUGGUACGAUGCACUUCCCAUCCACUGUGAAUUGUCGCCGGUGGAAAGUUUCCAAGAUGCCAAUUGCAGAGCUUACGAUGCUGGAGCUUGUUCACGAGGAGGACACUGUAACUUUAUGCAUAUAAGAAGGCCCACGCCAGAAGUUAAGAGUGUUUUACACCAGGCUCAGGACAAGUGGAAAGUCGAAAAGGCGCUAGAAAAGGUGGCACCAGACGAUCCAUUGGUUGUUGCGAUGAGAGAGCGGGUUAAGGCAUAUGAGGAAAGAGAAGCACGAAGGAAAGAAAGUGAGAAAAAAGUUACACAAGAAAGUGAGAAAAGAGUAACAGAAGAAAGUGAGAAAAGAGUGACAGAAGAAAAUGAAAAGAAAAGAGUAACAGAAGAGAAUGAAAAAGUGAAACGAGUGAAAUCAGAAGAAAGUGAAAAAGUACUGAAAAUUCAAGAAACAAAGAUCGAAUCCAAUGGACAUGGAGAGGACAAAAGCACAGAUAACAGUAAAAUAACCAAGAAUGAGGUUGGAACAAAUUCCCAAUCCACGAGUGCGCCCGCUGACGGGCUGUCAAUCACCACUACCUCGGCAGUGGAAAAGUUGUUCAGCCGAAGAUGA
This is a messenger RNA of Meyerozyma guilliermondii ATCC 6260, 924 nucleotides long. RefSeq lists its product as uncharacterized. Gene Ontology annotation, molecular function: metal ion binding; pre-mRNA 3'-splice site binding. The record is from RefSeq and is a predicted model, not a curated record. Bases 1 to 924 code for a protein of 307 amino acids. Gene Ontology annotation, biological process: mRNA splicing, via spliceosome. NCBI's taxonomy places the organism in Eukaryota, Fungi, Ascomycota, Pichiomycetes, Serinales, Debaryomycetaceae. The transcript has a single exon. Gene Ontology annotation, cellular component: spliceosomal complex; U2AF complex.